This is a messenger RNA of Pocillopora damicornis (cauliflower coral), 2565 nucleotides long. RefSeq lists its product as uncharacterized. The record is from RefSeq and is a predicted model, not a curated record. Gene Ontology annotation, molecular function: protein binding. NCBI's taxonomy places the organism in Eukaryota, Metazoa, Cnidaria, Anthozoa, Scleractinia, Pocilloporidae.
GAUGUCGAGGUCAUAGUUUGUUGUUCUUUUACCUUUUGUCGUGUAUAGGAAUUUAGCCAUUUUCUCCGGCAAUGAGAGCUUCGCUAGAGGUGCUCGUCUAACUUUUCGUUGAAGAUGGCGAUGGAAAAGCUUGCGGUGAUUAAAGAUACCCACAAUAAAACGAUCACAGCGCUAUCGUACAAUCCGAUGAAACAUGAGAUUCUUGUGGGAUUUGAAGAUGGAGUGAUCAAAGUGUGGGACUACUCCACCGGUGAGCCUGGGAAAAUUAUUCGUUCUGUUCGUGAACAUGAUGGCUGGGUUACAAGCUUUUUAUUCUGGUCAUCACAAAAAAUUGGACAUGUAAUAGACACAAAGGCCUAUGUCUGUAAGGAACAUUCAGAUCUUGUGAAAUGUGUAGUUUGUCACGAAUCAAGAGUUUACAGUGGAGGGUAUGACCAGAAGUUAGUUGUUUACGAUUCCACUUUUUCAUACAAAGGAAACAAGAGUUUAUCAGUUGUAACAAAGGUUAACAAAGCACAUGAUGCAGGAAUAAUCUGCAUGUGCCUGGCACGAGACUCAGACAACAAUACAUGGGUGUUAAGUGGUGCUUUUGAUAAAGUUGUUAAAGUUUGGUCUCAAGAUGGACAAGUCAUGCAUAAAUUUGAUGGAUUCAGUACUGCAGUUACUGGAGUCUGUUAUGUUAGACCAAUCAAGACUAUCUGGGCAGCAGCAGGCACUGCUGAAGCUGCUAUGUAUGAUCCAAAAUCAGGAGAAAAUGUGACAGAUUUCAUAGGAACGUUUCAAGAUGAGGAAAGUAAUGGUUUUCCUCUGGUGUUAUUUCACUAUAUCUCUGACUUAGGACACGUAAUAGGAACAAACAGCAGGCGACAUCUGAUUGUGUGGAAAUACAAUUCAUCUGGAUGUUUAACAACACUAAAGAACAAGUGUGCAAUGGAGUCUCUUACUUACACUCGGAAAGUUCCUCUUUUGAUAUUCAGUGGAGGUAGUAAUGGUCACGUGUCUAAGUGGGAACGACUUCAGUCAAACAAUUUCAUGUAUAGCAAAGAGAUGUUCUUACAGAGUGAAGCCAAGUCUCGCUUAGCAGCUCAGAUCGCGGCCAAGUUCGAUUGGCGCAGUCCAAACAGGAGUGCUAGUGGUGAAAACAGGCCGAGACCUUCCUUCCUAAAUACUAUAAACCAGAUGUCGUCUGCUUCUGAACACACCAGCAACAUUUCCCUGUUGAGAUCCGUUUUUGUGGAGAACCUUGAUUUAUUAGUAGUGGCAUCAGAAGACAAUAAUAUUUAUGUGUGGGGCUUUGACGAGGACGCUGUCAAGGUUCUGGAAAACAUGAGACCUGCAGACGAAAAUCUUAUUUACAAAUACGCAAUUCUGCUCGGUGAAAAGGCCUUCAAGCCUGUGAAAAAAGAUUUAGAGGGCUCUAAGGAGCACGAUUCAGUAACCAAUAGGGUGGCAGGAUUCAUUUGUAAACACGUGUUCACAGAACAUUCCAGCUGUGUAACCGGGCUGGCUGUUGUGGGGAGAGAGGCUGGGUACAAUACAACAUACUUGCUUAGUGCUGGCUGGGAUCGACGGAUCUUCUUGUGGGACCUGGAAGCAUCAUGUUUUCACGACACAUUCCGCAACACUGAUCCCAGCGCCCUUGAGAGCGAUGAGCUGGCCUCUGAUGGUAUCAUUAUGGACCUAACCUAUAGCGCUGAAAGAAAUGAGUUCGCUUAUGCUUCGUCUGACAAGUUGGUGUACAUUAGACAGUUCUCUGACCGCGGUGCAGAAAUGACUUUGUCAGCGGUGUUACAGGGCCACGAGGCCGAAGUUACACAGGUUCGCUGGAAUGCUGUGUUGAGCAAAUGGAUCACGGGCUCAGAAGAUGGAACUAUUCGUAUCUGGAGAGGAGAUGGAAUGGGGUGCGAUGUGGUGCUCACUGCUCAAGGAGCUGUUUCAGCUCUGUGUAUUGAUCAAGUGAACGGCUGUAUUGUGGCUGGAGUCCAAGAAAUCAUCAGGGUUUAUGAUCCAGACACACGCAAGAUUGUGCAGAAGAAUCUUGGACACACCGAUUCUGUGCGAUGUAUUAUUCAUAUUCCUGAGAGGAGUCAGUAUAUUUCCGCUUCUUGGGACAAAACUGUAAGGAUAUGGAACGCAUACAAGAAAACUCGCAAAAAGCCUGCGAAAGAGAUGACAGACUUUCCUGACUCAAGCAGUGGUAGUUUUUAGUGUUAUCUGAAUGUGGUGAAGAACAAUCCGAGUAAGCCUCCUUUGAGUUCACGUCAACUGGACAGUCCAAUUUCUUUUCCAUAAAUUGUUUCUUACAUUAACUGUGUGCGUCCGGACUCAUCUUGUCAGCCUUGUCUUUGAACGCUGGAUAUAGUGUCACGCUGUUUAAGUGUCACGCAAUACUUUUUUGAUCUGACGAUGUAAUGUAUCGCGAAGACUUGUGUUAGGCAAAUGUUUAAAAUAUCUCUUCCUUUGUAUACGUAACGCCGUAAGAGUGGACUGAGAGAAAAGGUGUAUAAAAUUUUCAUAUAUUUCCAUGUAUAAAAUUAAGAAAAAAUUUAAUGAUAUAUACAUAUA